AUGAUUGAUAAUGCAAAAAUAAGUUUAUCUAAAUUCCGUAAUGAUUCCGCUUUUGGGGAGUUCCUUGACAGUGCGAAAACUGUAGCGGAAGAAUUCAAGGCAAUAACAGAAUUUUCUACACCUGUCCUCGCGCUCGUAGAAGGACUUUUUAAUUAUGAGGCGGAGAACGAACCGAUAACAGACGUGAAAACAGAUUUUAAAAUCCGAGAUAUUCCUGAUAAUGAUCAAGAAGAUUACAAAAUACGCAAGGCUGUCUUCAUAAUCCAGGAUGCAGAAGACUCGCUGCGAAGCUUAACACCUUAUGUUAUAAGGCCUUACACUAGAGCCAAUUAG
Molecule: messenger RNA, 333 nt
Organism: Parnassius apollo (apollo)
Lineage: Eukaryota; Metazoa; Arthropoda; Insecta; Lepidoptera; Papilionidae
Source: the annotation of a GenBank genome assembly